Molecule: messenger RNA, 549 nt
Organism: Melampsora larici-populina 98AG31
Lineage: Eukaryota; Fungi; Basidiomycota; Pucciniomycetes; Pucciniales; Melampsoraceae
Exons: 2
Coding region: 1-549 (182 amino acids)
Source: RefSeq, a predicted model, not a curated record
AUGCCCCCAAGAGAAGUCAAGAAGUGUACCGCUUCCUCCCAUGGUUCCCCUCUCAGUCCUACCGGUGUCCACCCUGCUGGUUCCAACCUUUGUUCAGGACCUCCGCCUGUCGCAAACAACCCAGCCGCUGCAUCAUCAGGACGACAUCCAUCUGUAGAAUCGAUCAUAUGGUCCAAGGUCCAGUCCUUUUCGGAAAACGAUCGCAUAUUCCUUACACGCGACUUUGAAUCAGUCAGCAAAACCCCUAAGAAACUAGAAUAUUAUAAUAUUAUCUAUCUUUUCAAUCCCGGUACCAAAAGUCGCCCUUCUCACAGUAAGACCGAACUCAAAGAUGCCUUCCUGCGUGAAGUCAGACCUUUACUCUCACCAUUUAAACCACUUGACCGCAAGACCACCCGACCAAUGCUUUCAAAAGCAAUUGCAAAGAAGGCCCCUGACUUCAAGAUUCCAUCCUCAGCAACCAUUGAUGACAUCUUAAUUGUAUACAAGUUCUACGUCGACAAAGACCUUGCUAUUCCAGUCAACAAUCGCUUCACUAGAAGGCCUUGA